Messenger RNA from Lacerta agilis (Sand lizard), 2022 nucleotides. It is a transcript of the gene EFHB, whose product is annotated as EF-hand domain family member B. Lineage: Eukaryota; Metazoa; Chordata; Lepidosauria; Squamata; Lacertidae. The record is from RefSeq and is a predicted model, not a curated record. The coding region runs from base 85 to 1854 and encodes 589 amino acids. Gene Ontology annotation, molecular function: calcium ion binding. The transcript has 13 exons.
AGGAUACGCUAGAAAACAUCCCUUUUCCUGUAGCUCCUGAGCUCUCGGCUUUCUUCCUUCGCCAAGCGGAUCCCUCCCGCCAGGAUGGUGGGAGGGGUCCCAGCCAAGGGAGUCCCCAGGCCAGCGUAUCCGGGGAGGUUUUUCGACCGCUUUCCCGAGCUCCCCACAGCUGGAAAGCUGAUGUCCAUUGGAGAAACAGCUGGCCAUUGUCUUACUGACGUCUUUCCAAUUACUCCACCUGUUGUAAAAAAGUUUCGAGACACCAGCAACCCUUCUCCUGGUGCAGAGAGAAUAUUUUAUGGCCGAGCAAACGAUCCUGAUAUUGCAUCACAUUUGACACAUGGCAUAAAGUCCGUCCCGUCAAUCUCUGUGGCAUCGCUGGCAAAUCCACCUCCGAAAACAUGCUUUGAGCAAAAACUUUUAGAGAAGAAAGAAUCUGUGUACUCAAGCGUUCGUGAAGCACCUCUUGGGAGAUCCCAUGAUCAGUCGUUACGAUUACCCAAAGGCAUGGAUGUGGCUAACACUCUGUUUGGAGGAAAAGUUGUCAGAGAGGGUCCUGGUGGAGAGGUUAUAAAUCCAGCAAAGACAUUUGAUGAAGUCCAGAGGGAAGCGGAAGAAGGACAUGACUUGUAUGUUGUAACACACAAUGAUUAUUAUGUUGGGGAGUUGGUUAAUAGAAAAUAUAAUCCAUCUACGUUCAACAGAUUCAAUCUAUAUGGAAAGGAAACCCCCCACUUUAACGAUGGACGAAAUGUAGCUAGAACUUUACGCUGGUUCCCUGAUCUGCAGAUGAAGAAAUCAGCACAUAUAGUGUCUAAGAUAAGUGAUGAUUUCAAGGAAAAAUUUCAGCCUCAGCUUGGAAAAGUCCUUGAUCCUAUAGCAGACACACUCAACGUUCCUCCAGACCAUACAUUUGGAGUGCUUGUUUGUCCUGAAGAAUAUGGUGUCGGAGACCUUCUUCACCAAAGGGUUCCUAGUGAAUUCCUCCGUGGAAAAGACAGAGAAAGGGCUGUCUUUGCUGCAAUUCGACAGAAUCUGAAGAAAGCCAAUUACCACAACUUUGACACAUUAUUGCAAGCAUUCAGGCAUUAUGAUAAGGAUGGUGAUCGGAAAAUCAGCAGAGAUGACUUGAAGAAGGCCUGCUUCCAGCUUAAUCUGGACUUGGAUCAAGAGCUUCUGGACGCUUUAUUUAAUUACUGUGAUUUGGAUCAAGAUGGUUUUAUAGACUAUCUGGAGUUUGCGAACUUCCUUAAUUGGAAAGACAAAACGUCUAUCAAAGAGUAUGAAGAAAAAAUAAUCACGAAAGGCAGAAGACCAGCGGUCUUUGACCUCAUUCCACAAGAAGCAGAUAAGGAUGCUGUGCUGAAGAAGGAAGACAUAGUACUAAAGGAACCGGGAAGUGAUGAGAAAACACCCAGAACACUUUCGAGACCGACAGACCGUGUGUUUUCUGACUACCGUACAACCUCUUCGCAGUAUAAUGCAGUUGUAGGAGGCAUUCCGUCAUCAUAUUACCCACUCCUCGGUGUCCCAACCAUUCGUUCAGACAUUGCGGCCCCUCGAUUUCGCCGCAUCAGUGACAACACUAAUUAUGGUGAUCAAGCCACUGUUUAUGGGUUGUUAUACCCCUCGAUCUAUAGCAAUAAAGGAGUGUACGAGACAGACUUCUUCAAGACAAGAUCAAAGGACGAGAUUGCACGCAUCUUGCGAAACAUUGGCGUGAGCCUUUCAGAUGAAAGUUUUAAUGAAGUAUGGAGACAGGCCAGCCAGAAAGAUCACAGAGGAGAAGUCUGUGUAGAAUCCAUCAGGAAUGUGCUGGACGAGAUGCAGGCAGCGCACAUCAAGAGCAGAUAGCGGUGGUUCUCCAGGUUCUGUGGUUCUAAAUCUAUUUUGUAGAAGGACCCAGGCAGUAUUCUUUCCCUGUAUGGAGUGGAUUAUCCCAUUAUUAUUUGGCUUGCAAAAAAGAAAGAAUUCUGUACAUAUGAAUGUUUAUUUAUCGAAAACAAUAAAAAAACAGCCCUU